AUGAAAGGCGAGCAUUCUUGUUUGCACUGGAAGCCGCUCUGGCUUCUGUUCAUUGUGUUAGCGGUUGUUGGCACUGAUGCAUCAGAGGUGCAACGUGAAUUUCGAGUUUCCGAGCUGGCUCCGGUCGGUCAUAUUAUCGGUUACAUAAGUGGAUCAGCUUUAAUUGGUCUGAAAGCACACUAUUACAUCGUUUAUCCGGAUAGUUCAGGACAAGUGGAGAAUGUGAGUCCAUUUCGAAUACUCCGCCGUCUAAAAUUCAUUACUGCCUCAUCUUUCAGCACGUCUAAGUUGAUCAACUGGCUGGGUCAUUAG
Messenger RNA from Anisakis simplex (herring worm), 312 nucleotides. Lineage: Eukaryota; Metazoa; Nematoda; Chromadorea; Rhabditida; Anisakidae. The record is from the annotation of a GenBank genome assembly.